AGCCAUCAAACCGAUUUCACUCGAUUUGCGUUUUUCCAAAACCCUGAACCUCUCCGCCCCUACACCUACGGUGGAGUUCUUCGCCGCCGCAGCUGCCGUCGCCGCCGUACAUUUAUUUUCCGCAAGAUUGUGAAGAGGUGGACAGGAUGGGUAUAUUCGAGCCAUUUCGAGCAAUCGGAUACAUAAGCACCAACGUCCCCUUCUCGGUUCAGCGGUUGGGCACCGAGACGUUUGUCACCGUCAGCGUUGGCAAAGCCUUCCAAAUAUACAACUGCGCGAAGCUCAAUCUAGUCAUUGUUGGUCCGCAGCUGCCAAAGAAGAUUCGGGCUUUGGCCUCUUAUCGCAACUAUACGUUUGCUGCAUACGGACAGGAUAUAGCUGUUUUUAAGCGUGCCCAUCAGGUGGCAACUUGGGCUGGCCAUAAGGCUAAGGUAAAUCACUUACUUCUCUUUGGUGAACAUAUCUUGAGCACUGAUGUUAAAGGCAAUGUUUUCAUCUGGGCCUUUAAAGGAGUGACUGAGAACCUUUCUCCAGUUGGUCAUAUUUCACUAGAAAGCAGCUUCACGCCGAGUUGCAUAAUGCAUCCUGAUACUUACCUGAACAAGGUAAUUAUGGGAAGUCAAGAAGGUUCCCUGCAGCUAUGGAACAUUAGCACUAAGAAAAAACUUUACGAGUUCAAAGGGUGGAAUGCAGCCAUAUGUUGUUGUGUUUCAUCACCAGCACUGGAUGUUGUUGGUGUUGGUUGUUCUGAUGGAAAGGUUCAUGUUCACAACAUUCGAUAUGAUGAAGAAGUUGUUACAUUUAGUCACUCUACUCGGGGUUCAGUGACUGCCUUAGCUUUCAGCACUGAUGGACAACCCCUUUUAGCUUCUGGUGGUUCAUCCGGUGUCAUAAGUAUAUGGAAUCUUGAGAAGAGGAGACUUCAGUCAAUCAUUGGAGAGGCCCAUGACUGUUCUAUAGUGUCCCUACACUUCCUCGCAAAUGAACCUGUACUGAUGAGCUCAUCUGCAGACAACUCUUUAAAAAUGUGGAUUUUCGAUACUACUGAUGGAGAUCCUCGACUUCUACGAUUUAGAAGUGGACACAGUGCUCCUCCCUUGUGUAUCAAAUUCUAUGCAAACGGAAGACACAUUCUAUCUGCAGGCCAGGAUCGUGCUUUUCGGCUCUUUUCUGUCAUCCAGGACCAGCAAAGUAGAGAACUUUCUCAACGCCAUGUGUGCAAAAGGGCAAAAAAGCUCAAGAUGAAGGAGGCCGAAAUAAAACUCAAACCUGUUAUUGCGUUUGAUGUUGCUGAGAUUAGGGAGAGAGACUGGUGCAAUGUAGUAACAUGCCACGUAGAUACACCUCAGGCAUACGUUUGGAGGCUGCAAAAUUUUGUGAUUGGCGAGCACGUACUAACGCCCUGUCCACAAGAUCCAACCCCUGUUAAAACCUGUGCCAUCAGUGCAUGUGGCAAUUUUGCAGUUUUAGGGAAUGCAGGUGGUUGGAUUGAGCGAUUUAACCUUCAGUCAGGAAUUAGUCGAGGAAGCUACAUUGAUGUUUCAGAGAGAAAGCCAUGUGCUCACAAUGGAGAAGUUGUUGGUGUUGCAUGUGAUUCAACAAACACUGUAAUGAUAAGUGCAGGUUUCUAUGGAGAUGUGAAGGUUUGGGAUUUCAAAGGGCGUGAAGUAAAAUCCAGAUGGGAAAUUGGUUGUUCGCUGGUCAAGAUUGUUUAUCAACGUUCCAAUGGUCUUUUAGCUACUGUAGCUGAUGAUUUUGUUAUCCGCGUAUUUGAUGUUGUCUCAUUGAAGAUGGUUAGGAAAUUUGAAGGCCACUCUGACCGUGUAACAGAUAUGUGCUUCAGUGAAGACGGAAAGUGGCUUUUGACAUCCAGCAUGGAUGGGACUCUCAGAAUAUGGGAUGUAAUCCUUGCUCAACAAAUAGAUGCCAUACAUGUUGAUGUGUCUAUAACAGCGCUGUCUCUAUCGCCAAAUAUGGAUGUACUAGCAACCACACAUGUGGAUCAGGUUGGGGUUUACCUAUGGGUUAAUCAAGAAAUGUUUUCUGCUCCUGCAAAAGCCGGUUCCUAUGGCAGCGGCAAUGAAGUCGUAAGUGUCAACUUGCCUUCCAUCUCAUCAGUGAAGAUGUCUACAGACGGUGAUUCUGACAACUCCAAAGUAAACUCUGUAGAGACACAUGAUACUUAUCACUCCAUUCCAGACCAACAGAUACCCAACCUUGUGACUCUUUCACUGUUGCCCAAGACUCAGUGGCAAAGCUUGAUCAAUUUGGAUCUUAUAAAGGAGAGGAACAAACCAAUCGAGCCACCAAAGAAACCUGAAAAGGCCCCUUUCUUCUUACCUUCAAUUCCAACUCUUUCUGGGGAGAUUGUGUUUAAACCUAGAGAAUCUGCUGACGACAAGAAAGAUUUACAAAUUGCUGAAACUGAGAAGACACAGGAAAAAUCUGAUGUAUUAGUAUCUCAAUUUCUGCAGUACCUUCUGUCCUCAGCAGAGAAAAAGAAUUUUGCAGCAUUUACGGAUUAUGUUAAAGGCUUAUCGGCUUCAAGCUUGGACAUGGAACUCCGUAUGCUUCAGAUUGUAGAUGAUGAUGACAGCCAAGAGCCAAGCAAUAGGCCGGAACUGCAGUUUAUUGAACUUCUACUGGAUUAUUUUAUACAAGAGAUUUCAUUUAAAAAUAACUUCGAGUUCCUACAGGCUAUGAUCAGAUUAUUCUUGAAGAUUCACGGUGAAAGCGUACGCCGCCAGCCAGUUUUACAGCAAAAAGCAUGUAAACUGCUCGAGAUUCAGUCCACUGUAUGGCAAAGUAUAGAUUAUUUAUUCCAGAGCACAAGAUGCAUGGUCACAUUUCUCAGCAACUCACAAUUUUGAGUAUAAUUGGAUGAUAUAUUUUGUUGUAAUUCGACACUACUUUUGAAUCAGAUUAGUUAAUGAGGAUUUUAUAUCCUUGCUAUAUUCCAUGUAAUCAGUUGAUGACUGGAUGUGCAACACAUCUAUCUUUUUGUUCUUGUGAGUGAUACUAGUCCUCUUGCAUGGUAGUAUAUUAAAAAUGUAUUGAUUUUUGUCA
Messenger RNA from Andrographis paniculata, 3066 nucleotides. RefSeq names its product U3 small nucleolar RNA-associated protein 21 homolog. Gene Ontology annotation, biological process: rRNA processing. NCBI's taxonomy places the organism in Eukaryota, Viridiplantae, Streptophyta, Magnoliopsida, Lamiales, Acanthaceae. The record is from RefSeq and is a predicted model, not a curated record. The coding region runs from base 147 to 2870 and encodes 907 amino acids. Gene Ontology annotation, cellular component: small-subunit processome; Pwp2p-containing subcomplex of 90S preribosome. The transcript is spliced from 7 exons. Gene Ontology annotation, molecular function: protein binding.